AUGCAUGUUCAAACUCGUAUUGAUGAUGGACACAUCGCAUGCGUUCAUAGAAGGAGUCAGCCAGAGCCUUGUCCGAUGUUCCAGUUCAUGAGAUGGCUUGGUGGUGGUAGAUUUGGCGAUAUUCAUCUAGGAAGGAGGCUCAAAGAUGCUAAAGAAAUCGUACUGAAACUUAAAAUCGAACAUGUGAUAUAUAGCAUUCUUCACAAUAGAAAGAACAAGAAACUUGAUCAUUUCCCAUUUUUUCACAGGUUCGAGCAUUCCGUGAACCUCAAUUACACCGAGUACAGAGACGGAAAAUCGUUGGAUUCUGGAAUGGACAAAUUCAACUUCUUGGCGAUUGAGCGACUUGGACCUGAUUGUUCCAAACUCCUUGAUCAUGCGAAACAACAAGAACUCUACAAGAAAAACAGCCAUCCUAAUCAAGAAUUCAAUCGAGGCUUGAGUUAUACAACAGUGGUCGAAGUUGGGGAGCAACUUUUUUCCGCCUUGAAAUACAUGCAUGAGAAGGAGAUAAUCCAUCGCGAUAUCAAGCCGCAGAAUAUUUUGGCCGGGAGAGGAAAAGAUCGCAUCCGAAACAUCUUCCUCGUCGACUUUGGUGUGGCAAAGCGUUUCAAGGAAGAGGGAAAAUUCAUGAAGGAUGGAAUCGGAACCCGCGUGGGAAGUGCUCAUUAUCACUCGAUUAAUCUCAUGUACGACGAUGCAUCAGUCAGAGAUGACUGUAUUUCAGCAAUUUACGUCCUUGUUGAACUGUACAAAAGCAAGCUCUGGUGGGAGCACUUGCAUCCAAAUAAUGAGGAUGAAGAGAUGUGCGAGAUGAAGACUGAAUAUCUUGAUGAGGAUAAAUGGGCUGAUGAGUUCCCAGAGCUCGUACCACUUUGCAAGGUUCUGGUAGAGCUGCAUAUCACCCUCUUCGACGAAAUGCCCCCGUAUGCGCUCAUCAAAACCACCUUCGACGAAAUGAAAACUUCCAAAUUCUACAAAGAUCAACAACUCGACUGGUUGAUUGAAGAAAACGGCUUCAAAAAGCUCUGGUGA
Oikopleura dioica is the source of this 1035-nucleotide messenger RNA. NCBI's taxonomy places the organism in Eukaryota, Metazoa, Chordata, Appendicularia, Copelata, Oikopleuridae. The record is from the annotation of a GenBank genome assembly.